UAAAAAUGACUACACCUUUUUCUAAUGAAUGCGUUUCAUCACAGUGCGAAAACGCAACUCCUCUUUGUUGUCCCUACAACUACCCUUCACUGCAUCUGCACUAAUUCUUCUUCAACACAAUCAUCAAACCCAUCAACUAAAUCAAAAUCAAAAUCAAACUCUCUCUCUACAACUUCUUCAACUCCCAACGCAAUUCCGCGAAAUCCACGAGAUUUGCUGAUUACAUGCAUUUACUAGCAUGGAUUACCGCUCUAAUCUUCGUCGCCAUCAAUUUCCUCCCAUUUUCCCUCUCCGACCCGCGAAUUUCCGAGGCCCGCUUCUUGUGCAGCCUGGAGCGGCCGCCGGCGAACGCCAGCGCCUCCUACAUCCCGCUCUUCGUGAGCGGGAUGGAGGUCCUCUCGCAGCGAGUCACAGCAAACGAGUGGGGCAGCUACGCCGUGAACUCGACCAACACAUCGAUAUACACCCUGGCGCAGUGCCACGCCGACCUCUCGCGCGACGACUGCCUCCAGUGCUACGCCGCCAGCCGCACGCGCCUCCCGCGCUGCCUCCCCGCCGCCGGCGGACGGAUCUUCCUCGACGGCUGCUUCCUGCGCUACGACAGCUACGCCUUCUUCAACGAGAGCGUCGAUCCUGAUUCCGACGCGGUGAACUGCAACUCCACGGCGCCGAAUUCCACGCUGCCGGAGGCGGAGUUCAGGAGGAGGGUGGUGGAGGUGAUCGAUAACGUCACGGCCGGCGCCGGGAGGUUCGCCGCGGUCGGGAUCGGCGGCGCGUUCGGAUUGGCGGAGUGCUGGAACACCGUGGGCGCGGAGGGGUGUAAGGCGUGUUUGGCGAAGGCGAAUUCGGAGAUUAGGCGGUGUUUGCCUAGCAGCGAAGGCCGCGCGUUGAAUGCUGGUUGCUAUCUGCGCUAUUCUACGCAGAAAUUCUUCUCCAAUCAGUCUGAUGCAUCAAAUCGUGAUUCCGGUGUUUCUAGAAGAGGAGUGAUCGUCGCCAUUGCUUUCUCUGUGGUUGCUUUCUGUAUGCUCUGCCUCUUUGGUGGUCACGCCGCUUAUCGAAGAUGGAACCGACGUAAACAAGAGCGUUAUAAUCUGGGCAAGAUUUCGUAUUCGUACAACAAGUCGAGCUUGAACUACAAAUACGAAACCCUGGAGAAGGCGACCGACUAUUUUGAUCCGUCGAGGAAACUAGGGCAGGGAGGGGCGGGCUCGGUGUACAGAGGGACCCUCCCGGACGGGAAGACUGUGGCAGUGAAGCGGCUUUUCUUCAGCACGAGGCAGUGGGUCGACGAGUUCUUCAACGAGGUGAACCUCAUCAGCGGAAUCGAGCACAAGAAUCUCGUGAAGCUUCUUGGCUGCAGCAUUGAAGGCCCCGAAAGCCUCCUGGUUUAUGAAUAUGUGCCUAACCAGAGCCUUGAAGUCUGCCUCUUCGGUGUGUUUUUCGUCUCUCUUUUUGUAGUCGUUGUUCUUCGGACUCAUGAAUUUCUCGUCUCCCUCGCUGCAGAUAAGAAUCGGGCGAAGAUCUUGAACUGGAAGGAGAGGUACAACGUUGUGGUUGGGACGGCUGAGGGGAUCGCGUUCCUUCACGGAGGCACCGAGUUCAGGAUCAUCCACAGAGACAUCAAGAGCAGCAAUGUUCUUCUUGAUGAGAAUCUUGAUGCUAAGAUUGCUGAUUUUGGUCUUGCUCGGAAUUUCGCAGCCGAUAAAACUCAUCUCAGCACAGGAAUUGCAGGCACAUUAGGAUACAUGGCACCCGAGUACAUAGUGAAAGGGCAGCUCACGGAGAAAGCCGACGUUUACAGCUACGGCGUUCUGGUUCUCGAAAUCGUGUGUGGGAGGAAGAACAACGCCUUCGUCGAGGACUCGGGAUCUCUUCUACAAACAGUAAUAUCCCCUCCCGUCGUGAUCAUCUUUAUAACGUUGUUUCAUUUGGUUCAUUUUCAUAAACAUCGAUUCGUUCAGGUCUGGAAGCUCUUCAAGACGGAUAGACUGGCGGAAUCAGUCGAUCCUUCUCUGGAGGGCGACUUCCCGCCAACGGAAGCUUCAAAGGUCUUGAAAAUCGGGCUCCUCUGCGCUCAGGCAUCCAUGGCUCAACGACCAUCAAUGGCGGAUGUCGUGAGAAUGCUGACGGACGAAAACUGCGAGAUCCCGGAACCAAAGCAACCGCCGUUCUUGAACACUAGCGCCCUCUCGGGCAGCACGACUAGAUCAUCCUACAGCAACAGUUUCACGUCGAACCCGAUGACGCGGCCGGAAACAUCCUACCCCACCACGGAAUCCUUCAGCAUUCAGAGCUCAGAAGGGCGGCAAUCAACAAGUGAAGAGACCAGGUUAAAAUAGAAGAGUCCUUUGCAUGAUUAAAUUUGGCUUCAUUUUGCCUAAGAGUUGUACCAUGGGUGGUGAAAGUGAAAGUGAAAGUGAAAGUGAAAGUACAAGAGUUCAAAGCUUGUACGAAACAUGUAUGCAGAUUUUGUAGAGUUUUUUAAGUUUAGAGAAAAGAAAAGAAUAUAAGAUUUUGUAGAGUUUUUUAAGUUUAGAGAAAAGAAAAGAAUAUAGGUGAAAUUUGUGUAGCAGUUGAAAUGUCAUUUUCUUGGGAGGUAGAGUUGAAUUUUCCAUGUAGAUUAGAGAGAUUGGUUGUCAAAGUUUAAUAGUAAAUAUAGGGUAGGAAAUGUGGGCGGUUGCCUGGACCCCAUUUUUCUCUUCAUGUCCUCAUUUUGCGUCGAGGAGGCCUUGUCCAAGCGGCAAAGUUGAGGCACUAAAAACUCUCUCUUCUAAGAAUUCAUUGAUUUACGUCCCACCGACGACAUAUGAAUUGUAUUUUAUUUGAAUAUUGAGUUAUAAUUUGUUUGAAUAUUUAAUUUAAUUUGUAAUAAUAUGAUUGUUCUUAA
Molecule: messenger RNA, 2887 nt
Organism: Salvia miltiorrhiza (redroot sage)
Lineage: Eukaryota; Viridiplantae; Streptophyta; Magnoliopsida; Lamiales; Lamiaceae
Product: cysteine-rich receptor-like protein kinase 42
Exons: 4
Coding region: 225-2339 (704 amino acids)
Biological process (GO): protein phosphorylation
Molecular function (GO): protein kinase activity; ATP binding
Source: RefSeq, a predicted model, not a curated record